GUCACGAAGAUCGUCGUCGUCGCCGUCUUCGUCGUUUGAGCUUCCAUUCAGUUGCGAGUGAAACGAGAAGAAGUGCAAACGUCUCAAGCGGAAAAUCAAGUUGUAUUUAACUUAGUUGCGAACUUCAAAGAAGUGAAAGAGAUAGAUAAUCAAAGAAGAAAAAAAAAACGCAACGCAUGAUUACAAAGUUGAAUGAAGUUGAUAUUUGCAAGAAAUCGAAAUAAAUCACAGAUCUUAACAAGCACCAUACAUGCGUGUUCCAUGUAUGUUUCUAUGUAUUGUAUGUGAAUAUCAAAUGCGAGAAAUAAUUUGCAUAAAGCGUAGCUAAGAAGACGCGCUGUUUAAUUUAACCCACUUUCUAAACGACAACAAAAACACAAAACAAACAAAAUCGACAAGAAAAGAAAGAGAAUCAACUCACUACGAAAUCAAUUAACAAGUAAAUAAUAAUAGUAAAAAAAAGAAUGUGCAAGUGAUACUGAUGAAUUUGUUUACUACGUUUUUUUUCCUACUCAUAACGAAUUCUAACUAAACGAAAACCGGCCCCUGCAAUAACAACAACAACAACAACAAUAGUUUUUAGCAAGAAAAAAGUUGACUUAAAACGCAUUGUAAACGAUACCGAACAACGAUAUACCGGAACUCCCCCGCCCGUCCCCUCUCGAUCUAUUUGUGUGUCGCUGUCUCUGUCAGUCACCCAAAACCGCAGCAGCAGCGCAGCAACCGCGUCGUGUAAACUACACCAACAGCGGAGGCAGCAACAACAACAAAAGCAGCGCAGCCGCCGCAGCAGCAGAGGAAUAGAGCAAACGCCUUUUGGAUUCAUUUCUGCAGCUUCGAAACGAGUUAACGAGCUCCUAAACGCAAUCUGAGAGCGUGUUCAAUACAAUUGGCCCCAGCAACAGCAGCAGCAACAACAACAACAACAAGUUGUUUGGCCAACUUUUGUGCAAAGUUCAUGGAAGCCAGUGAAAAGUUCUAAAAGCUUUUCAACUGCAAUUUCAUAAGCACAACUCGCAUUCUUUUAACGUGCUUCGCCAGCCGGAUUCGCAUUACACCCAAACACACACUUACACAUACAUACUAUUGCAAAACGUCUAGAAUUUCUUGGAUAAUUAUUACCCUCCUCCUCCUUCUCUUGCCUGUCACAUUUCUGUGUCACUUGCUGACGCUGUGAAAUUCUUUUUUUUCAACAACAUUUUCGUCUGCCGGUUUGCAUAAACACCCAGCAGGCAAACAAACUGGAAAACAAUCAAGCUAAACGAGCAGCAAAACGUGCCAAAGCAACACACAAAGUUUAAACGGAAUAUGGCCUAAGGUGGCAACGUAACACAGCAAGAGCGACAACAGCAACCAGCCACAGCAAUCGUCAGCAGCCAGAGCAAACAGACUUCAAGCAACAUGUCAUCCUCGAUUUGUUCACACUUUACGCAGAAUGCGUGGAAGAAGGAUCUCUGCUCGAACUGUUUCAAGUCAAAGGAUGAGCACAAAGCAGCAGCAGCUGCUGCCGCUGCAGCAGCCGCACAGCACAGCGGCGGCAAGCUGAGCAGUGCCCUGAAAUCCUCAGACAGCAGCCACACAAAGACUGAUUACCCCAACAAGCACAAGACGCCGGCGAAGAGCAUCAUCAAGAAGGCCUUCGGCGUGCGUCUAACAACCACAUCGAGCAGCAGCAGCAGCACAUUUAGUAAACUCAGCAGCAGCAGCAAAUCGGGUAAGGUUUGCUUUCCCAAGCAGCUGCAUGAGAUCAUUGGCUAUGGCGGCGAGUGGUCAGAGGAUGAUGACGAUGAUGAUGAUGAUCAUGACUUUAUGAAUCUGGGCAAUGAGCACGAUGACAUGGCCAUCACGGAAACCGACGACGAAGAAGCCGUCGAGCUGAAGCGCAUCACGCGCGCCAACACUGACUUCAAUAUGAACAAUGGCAAUCUGCUGGGCGAUGCCCAGGACAACAUUAAGAAGUCAUUUGCGGCACUUAAGCUGGGCGCACCACAAGUGGACAAGGAGGGCAAAAAGCAAACGCUAACGAUCAAUGUGAUGCCCUUUGGCCAGCCGACAAAGUCAGCGACGCCAGCGAAGACGGCGCCAGCAGCAGCCAAGACAGAGACUGCAAAAGCAACAACAGCAGCAGCAACGACAGCUGCAACAACAACGGUGACAGCGAAGCCUGUUGCCAUCAAGAGCAGCAUCACGACCAAGAAGGUGACCACCACAUUGACCCCAACGUUGGUCAAAUCGACAACGACAACAACAACAGUGGCCGCCACAAGCACAACAACAGCAGCAGCAACAGUCUCGUCUCGUGAUGGCAAGGACAGUCCGCCCAUUGAGCGUGCCAUGGAAAAGUCGCUGCUCGAUGAAAUCUCCGAGACGCUGCAGCAGAAGCAAAAGCAAAGCGAGAGCAACUCUAGCACAGCCAACACAACAACAACUGUUGCUAGCAGCAACAACCACAGCAGCGGCAGCAAAAUCAAAUUCGAACUGAGCGCACUCAGCGAUUCGCCGAAGCCAUUUCUCGACCUUAAGAAGCCAAUCGCGCGUAACGCGCCCAUAACCAAGGAUCAAACGAAGCCCAAGGUGAACGUGUGCCACAAAUAUUCCGACACGGACAGCAACUGUUCCGACACGGAGAACGGCGUCUCCGCCUACUACGAUGUCGUCGAAACGCAGCUCAGCUACGAGAAUCUGCCCGAUGGCAAGUUCAGCGAACAGGUGGGCGUGGCCAGCGCCUCUACAGAGACCACAACCUCUCACUACUCGAGUUCGCAGUAUAUCACAGACAUGUUGCUCAGCUCGAAGACACGCGCUGCCAGCUACAAUCUGCACGAGGGCAACUUUAUGACCAGCAAAAUCACCUCGGAUGGUCUCAUUGUGACAAAGUGCAGCUCCGACGAUGCUCUGGACUCCACAGGCAGCAGCUUCGAUGGCAGCUCCGAUGAGGAGAAUGCCUACAACAUGAUACGCAGCGAGUCAGACUCGGGCAUUGGCAUCAGCAUUGGCAGCGAGUACAAGAAUCUGCCAAAUGGCGGAGUGAAAGGUGGCAUUGAACAGCGUUCGCUGGUGGAGAAGAAGCUGAGUGCGAGCACCAACAACUCGGACUACGAGGACAUACAGAUUGGCGACCAAUCGAGCAACCAGGCGGCGGUCAAGAGCCGUGAGCUGCAUGGCGAACCCGACGGAAGUGCAGAUCCCGACAACAAACUGGAGCAACAGCAACAGCAAUCGAAGCAACAGGAGUCUACGACAAUAGAGCAACAGUUGCCCGCUUUGCCAAAGUCACCUCCGCCGCCCAUGAAAUGCGAUGCACGUCCCUCUUUCCUACAUGGCCUUAAGAAACCAGAGUUGCCUGCAAAGCCAUUGGUCAGCAGCAGCAACAACAGCAGCAGCAGCAAUAAUGGCGUCAGUCCGCUGCCCAUGAAGAGCUUUAUGAGCAAGCGUCAGCCGAGCUGCGCUGAGCAACAAUUCAUCAGCCAACUGCAGACAGCAAUCUCCAAAUCGAGUGAGAAUCUGCUGGCAGCAGCAGCAGCAGCUGCGGCCGCUGAGUCAGCCAAGAAUGAUGAUGCCAAGCUAAAGAAGGGCAAAGCGCCGAAUCCGCCGCCGGAGCCAAAGCUGAGCGCACCGCCUACGCCGGAGCGUGACUACAGCUUGGUAGUUGAGUUCGAGCAGGCCUCGAAGGUGGAGGCAGCAGCUGCCGCUGAGCCAUCCACAACAGCAGCAGCCACAGCAACAAGCACAACAACAGAGACAAGCACAACAGCAACCACAUCAGCAACUUCCAGCAACCUCUACACCAAGAAGCCGCCAGUGGCAGCUGCAGCCCCUGUUAUACGUGAGAAGGAUAAACGCGAACGUGCCGUCAUCAAUCCCAAGUUCCGUAGUCUCAACACCUUUGUGAUGCAGCGCGCCAAUGCAGCCAAGCAACUGCAGCUGCAAUCCGCCAGCUCAGUGCUGAAUUUGAAGCAACCUUUGACUCCAGAGCCAACGCCACGCAAUCAGCGACAUCUCUCGAUGUCCGAGGAGUGUUUGGCUGCUGCUGGCCUCACGGAGCCACACGGCAGCAGCAAGAAGUCACCCACAGCAUCGCCGCCGCAGAAGCAAAAGUCCAAGUUCUCCAUCAAAAAGUUUCUGCGCAUGGGCAGCAAUGGCAACAAGGCCAACGAGCCGCUCUCCAAAAAGGACAACAGCGUCUACACUGAGAUUUGCACCGGAGACGAUGGCAGCGUGGUAGGAAAACCUCGCUUGGUUAUCAUUCACCCCAUUGACAUUAAUCCCACGGCCGUUGAAGUGGUCAAGGAUAUCACCAAGACCAGCGACACGGUCUCAGCACAAACAGUUGCUGUGGUCACCGCCAAGCCGCCAGCGCCUCCGUUGCGUGCCAGCGAGGGACAACGCGCCCAUGAGGUCAACAAGCCGGCACGCCCACCGCCGCCCAAAAGCGCCGAACUGCGACGCAAGCAGAAAACAGAGUUGACAGCAACGUUGAGUUCAAGCAGCGUGGAUUCCGUCAAGAUUAGCGGCAAUCCCAAUGCUGGAGGUUCCAUCAAAUCCAAGGCGGACAAUGUUUAUGCCAAUUUGGGUGAAAUCCGCUCCUCGAUAGCGCCCCGCAAGCCGGAGCGCACGGCGAGCAUGCGGGAGCGUGAAGCGCAGUUGGAACUGGUCCGUAAGCGCGGCAUACUUACCGAUACUAUCUCCAUUUGCUCGUCAAACGGUGAGAAUGUAACGGCCGAUCAGUCCAAGGCGGCCACCAACAGUGUCCUCUACGAGAAGCCCCCAACAGGUGCACUCAAUUCCACAACCACGACAGCCACAUCGACCAUCAACAGUCGCACCAGCACGUUCGAGCGGCAGCCCAAGAAGGCUGAGACCAAGAUGUCGAUAUCGAGCAAGCUGGAGAUCUUUGAGCAGCGUGCUCACGAUGCCACGGACACGGCACAGCGCAGCAGCUUGAAAGAUUCAGUGCGCAAGAUCAACAGCACCAUCGACAGUUAUUUGAAGGACAAACGCGACUAUGAGAACAUGUACGAACUGGUCAAAAUGGGCAACGACAACAGCAGCGGCAACAAAACAACACCAAGCACAACAACUGCUGCCACAGCGACGCCUCCGAUGCCGCCAACACGCAGCAGCAAUCUCGAUCUGAGCAAUGUGGCAGGACAACGACUCAACCAGACGAGCAGACGCAACACCAGCAACAACAUCUACUCGGACACCGCUUCGAUAGCCAGCUACACGCGCAGCGAGUACGGCCCAGUGCGUAACUAUGGCCUAAACAACAGCUUGGCCAACAUUCCACGCGUCAUCUCCGCCUCGUAUGCGGGCAGCGAGGUGGGCGAGUUCGACAUCUAUGCGCCGUACAGCUACUAUGGCAGCGAGGCUGGCGGCGAUGUUGCCACGGACAUCAACGACAGCGUCUGGGGCAUGCCAAUGGGCAACAAGAACCGCAGCAAGGCCACGAAUCGUUUGCGCAUGCGCAAAGGACGCAGUGUCGUGCACAAGACCAUCGAGGAUAACUACACAGCUGUGGUGGUGGCCAACCACGAGGCACUUGCCCAGGUCCUCGAUCAGCUACAACAAACGCCAGUUGUGCCCGCCGCUUUGCGACCGCUGGCCAAUGCCAUUAAUUUGCGUUUCGAGGACUUUAGCAUACUGGACGGCGCCCAGGCCUUUGUGGUGGGCAAGAAGGCCUUCCAUGCUGCACUCUGGACCACAUCGCCAGUUACCUUGGCCCUCUCGGCCGAUUGCAAUCAGCUGGCCGGCGUCGGUGGCGAACUGAGCCAAUUGACGGGCGGCGUUAGCGAUGUGCUCAAUCCGAUUACCGAGUUUUGCGAUCUGGUGCCCAGCUACCAGCUGCCAUUGAUGCCUACCACAGAGGUGACACUGCUGCAGGCAACCAUCUCAGUGCUGCCCAGGCUACAGCUGGAGACAUUGCAAUCGAUUGGCGCCAUACUCAAGGGCAAGUCUCAAGUGCUGGACAAGAGCAACUUCAAUUUCCGCGGCUCAAUACCAAAUCUGAGUGGCCUGAAGGAGGCGGGCGCUAGCAAUGCAUUGCGCAAUGUGGUCUCAGUGCAAAAUCUGAGCACAUUGAACGAAGAGUCGACGUCGUCCAUCAAUGCAGCUGUCAAUGGUGGCGAGGAGAGCACAAACAACACACCCAGUCCCAUGCCUGCCUUUGAUGAUGUGAUGACGCGAGAGGUGGCAUUCAUAAUGCUGCAGCUGGUCAAUGGCAUGAAGAAUCUACAGGCCAAGGCCAUCGAGGAGACGCCGCUGAGUCUGUCCAAUGUGGUGCUGUCCAAGGACAUGGACAACAAGGAUGCACAGGCGCGUCUCUGCGUGCUGCAAGGCAACAACAACGAUGACGAUGAGCCCAUGGGCACGCUCUGCAAGUGCGCUCACGGUGCGCUGACCGACAUGCUGCCCGCCACCAAGAUCACUCCUAUACUGGCCGACAUACUGCAACAGGAGCGUGCCGAGUCGCUGUCCAAGGCCAAGUCCGUGCUGGAGUUUGUGCUCUGGGGUCCCUCGGAUGUGGCGCUCACCGGCGUCACCAAGGAACGUGAGCUGGCACUGCAACGUUGGCUGGAUCUGGAGCGAGCCACAGUUCUCCAUGGACUGGUGCGCACCCGAGUCGAAUUAACAGUCUACGACGAAUGUCAUCUGAUGUUCCUGGUACGCUCCACGGCCAAGAUGAUGAACGAUGCGGCCAAGAUAGUGUGCAGCUAUCAACAGCAGCAGCAGCAACAACAACAGCAACAUGAAUAAUCUAUAACUUAAUUACGAGCAAAGCUAAAUAAUAUUUAUUAUACAAGUUUAUCAUAUGCUUUUAGUCCUUUGAUUAGUUUAGUUGAUAUACGCCCGAACUUGCAAGAGUUCCAUAUCUAGAUACAUAUAUUAUACUAUACGUCGAAAGAUCAAAUCUAUUUGCAAUUACGAUAAAAACUACGAAGACGAUCCGACAAUGCCUUUAGCCCUUACUUUGUACACUUCUUUGCCCCAGCGUGCCAAACUCGAACAACGCGCGGAAAUUGUCUUGUAAAAAAAAUAUGAAAAAUAUGCAGCAAUAAUUCUGUCAGCAGUGAAACUUUAAUUAAUUCUAGUUUAUUCUUAAAUGUUAGUUACUCUAUAUGCAGCUAUUUAUACAUUACUUAUUACUUAUUACACAACAACCGUUGAGAACUACAAAUAAUUUGAAAGUCAACUUCGGUUUGUAAAGAAUAAAAAACAUUGGUGUUUGUUUGAAUAUCCAUACAUAAGCUUACAAUGUACUGUACAUCUAUCAAUAUGCAAAUAAAUAAAAUGGAAAAUUCUUAACUAU
Messenger RNA from Drosophila nasuta, 7309 nucleotides. Its product is annotated as serine-rich adhesin for platelets. NCBI's taxonomy places the organism in Eukaryota, Metazoa, Arthropoda, Insecta, Diptera, Drosophilidae. The coding region runs from base 1402 to 6756 and encodes 1784 amino acids. The transcript is spliced from 8 exons. The record is from RefSeq and is a predicted model, not a curated record.